UAAUCAAAUUGACCACUCAAUUGUACUUUACAGUUUGUGAUACACAAUCAACAAAACUCAAAUCAAAAUGAAAUUCGUUAUUGUAUUAGCCGCCCUCGUUGCCUGCGCUCUUGCCAAACCAGUCGAAGACAAAAAUGUGGAAGUUGUACGAUACGACAAUAACAAUAUUGGAGUUGGUGCAUACGAUGUAAAUGUUGAAUUAUCUGAUGGACAAGUUCGUUCAGAACAUGCUGAAGUAGUAAACCCAGGAACUGACGAACAAUUCUUACGUGUUACUGGUCAAUUCAAAUACUUGGUCGAUGGUGUUGAAUUUUUAGUCAAAUACUACGCUGAUGACACUGGUUUCCACGCUGAAGGUGCUCAUUUACCAAAAGAACAAUAAAUUAGACCAAUUGCCAUUCCCAACUGAUAUUAGACUUUAAUUUAUGAUAUGUUGUGUUUUAUGUUAUGACGCGAAGGAAGAGUGUUAUUGAAGUUUUGUACAUUUUAAUUUUAUAAAAUGAAAAAUGAAAAAACAAGCAAAUAA
Chrysoperla carnea is the source of this 526-nucleotide messenger RNA. RefSeq names its product flexible cuticle protein 12-like. The record is from RefSeq and is a predicted model, not a curated record. NCBI's taxonomy places the organism in Eukaryota, Metazoa, Arthropoda, Insecta, Neuroptera, Chrysopidae. Bases 68 to 382 code for a protein of 104 amino acids. The transcript has 2 exons.